Soboliphyme baturini is the source of this 375-nucleotide messenger RNA. The record is from the annotation of a GenBank genome assembly. NCBI's taxonomy places the organism in Eukaryota, Metazoa, Nematoda, Enoplea, Dioctophymatida, Soboliphymatidae.
AUGGUGAAUAGCAGCGAUGGUUCCGAAUCAACCUCUAUCAAAGGAACAAGUACGGCGAACGUUCGACAACCUUCCCAAAGUGGAAUGGUGACUCUGGGAGCCUCGGUCAUUCGCCUGACCGUUGCUAAUCUAUUGGCAUCGUCUAACAAUGAGCUGAAUGCAGUGGACAGCAACCGUGCGUUCUUUGAUAUGAGCGCCCUGCUCAGCGAGCAUGCAGUCAUCGACCCUAGAUUACAGGACAUCAGAUGUAACGCAGCGUCAGAGACAAUAUCGUCACGCGGUCGGCUGUGCGACGGCUGUAAACCUGAGGCCAAAUUAAGAUUUUUCAGCUUCCCAAAAAUUCGGCCCCUAAAAUAUACAGUACAUCUGAUGUAA